CCAUUACAGCAAGAUAUGUACGAAUUCAUCCCAUGAAAGACAAUGACAAGUCUGGUCCCGUAGCACUGAGAAUGGAGCUUUUCGAAAGCAAAGAAGAUGAAGGAGUAUGUUCGUAUGCACUUGGUAUGCAAAGUAGAAUAAUUAAAGACAGUCAGGUCACAGCUUCAUCUUCAUACUCUAAUUACUAUAAACCAUCAGAAGCGAGACUGGAUAACAUAAACAGAAGGUGGAUAUCUGCCACAUCUAACUUAAGCCAGUGGCUUCAGAUUGAUUUCCUUAAAGUUAAAAUGAUUAACGGCAUUGCAACACAGGGAUCACGUUAUUCGAACCGCUGGGUAAAAGAAUACCGUCUUGAAUACAAAAAUUCCACCGUCAACACACUCAAUAACUACACCAUGAACAGUGAACCAGUGAAAUUCAAAGGUAACUCUGACCGCAACAGCAUCGUCUACAAUGCCCUCCAUAACCCAAUACUCGCCCAAAUAGUCCGUAUUGUACCAAUACAAUGGCAAGGAUUUAUCGUUAUGAGGGUUGAGCUGUACGGAUGCCCAUAUAUGGGAUCCUACCAUGAUGGAUCAAAGUAGCAUGUGAUCAGAACUAUGUAUACACUCAGCAUCGCAAAUGCAUGUUCAUGGUAUUUUUUUCAACUAAAACUAGCCUAAAGCAUUAAGGCUUUGUUGAUCUAAGAUUGAAACUCUCAAUUUAAGCCUUGUUUGAUUGUUUUAUAAAAGAUAGUGAAAGAAAGUGCCAAAUAAUAGAGAAGAGAACAGUAUGAGCUGUUUUCAGUCCAAACAGAAACACGUAUGAUUUUAAUUGUCAUACAACAUAUUUAAAUGAUUAGAGAAUGAAAUAAUA
Molecule: messenger RNA, 855 nt
Organism: Exaiptasia diaphana
Lineage: Eukaryota; Metazoa; Cnidaria; Anthozoa; Actiniaria; Aiptasiidae
Product: lactadherin
Exons: 2
Coding region: 33-584 (183 amino acids)
Source: RefSeq, a predicted model, not a curated record